AUAGAGGACGAAAUUGCUUGCAUUUACAAUAUAAACAAACUUGUAAACUCAUCAUGCAAACAACCUCUUCAUCAACAUCUUCUUCUUAUCGUUGGAAAUAUGAUGUCUUUCUAAGCUUUAGAGGUGAAGACAUAAGGAAUACCUUCAUAAAUCAUUUGUGUACUGCUUUCAAGCAUAAAGGAUUGCGUGUUUUUAAGGAUGACGAAGAACUUGAGAGUGGAGAACUCAUUUCACCAGAGCUCCUUCGUGCAAUUGAAGAAUCAAGAUCUGCAGUUGUUGUUCUCUCAAAAAACUAUGCUUCUUCCAGAUGGUGUUUAAAUGAACUUGUUCAAAUUGUUCGUUGCAAGAAUAUAAAAGUUUUUCCAGUUUUCUAUAACGUGGAUCCUUCCGUGGUUAGAAAUCAAACUGGAGAAUUUAAAAAAGCCUUUGUCAAACAUGAAGAAACUUUUAGAGAGGAUAUUGGAAAGGUGCAAACUUGGAGAAGUGCUUUGACAGAUGUGGCCAACCUCGUUGGAUUUGACUUAAAGGAUAGUCCACUCUUCAGGCCUGAGUCACAAUUUAUUCAACACAUUGUGAAGAAAAUAUCAAGCAAAUUAAAAUUUUCAAAAUACUCAAGUGACGAGGGCCUAGUAGGCAUAGAUUCACGUUUGGAGAAACUAAGGAAACUUAUAAGUCCUGAGUCACAUGAUGUCCGUAUGAUUGGGAUUUGUGGAAUGGGAGGAAUAGGCAAGACAACAAUUGCUACAGCUGCCUAUAAUUGGUUUUCUGAUGAAUAUGAAGGUAGUAGUUUUUUGGCUAAUGUUAGAGAAAAUUCCAAAAAAGAUGGUCUAGUUUCUUUACAAAAGAUGCUUCUUUCCGAAAUUCUAGAUAUGGAAAUAAAUGGCAUCAACGUACACAAUGAUGUUGAUGGAAUAAGGAUGAUAAAAAGUAGAUUGGGGUGUAAGAAGGUUUUUAUUGUUAUAGAUGAUGUGAACAAUCCAGUGCAAUUAGAAAAAUUAGCUGGCAAGCAUGAUUGGUUUGGUAAGGGCAGUAGGAUCAUAAUAACAUCAAGAACCAAAAAAUUGUUGACAUCCCAUGAAGUAGAUGAAGUUUAUGAUGCUGAGAAAUUAAAUGAUGUUGAAGCCCUCCAAUUCUUCAUUUCAAAAGCCUUUAAGAAACAUCAACCUUCAAAAAGUUUUAGGGAGCUGUCCGAAUGUAUUGUAAAGUAUGCUGGUGGUCUUCCAUUAGCUCUUAAAGUUUUGGGUCACUCUUUGUGUGGAGAAGAAGUUGAUAUAUGGAAAGAUACAUUAGCAAAAGUAAAAGAAUAUGGUGACGAAAAUAUACUGGACAAACUUCAAAUAAGUUUUGAUGGGCUAAGAGAUUUAGAGAAAAAAAUAUUUCUUGAUAUAGCAUGUUUUUUUAAAGGAAUGGAUAGGUAUUACGUGACAAGAAUUCUUGACAGUUGUGGUUUCUAUCCAAUUUCUAGAAUCAAAACUCUAAUUGAUAAGUCACUCAUAAAUAUUUUAGAUGAUGAUGAAUUGUGGAUGCAUGAUUUGUUACAACAAAUGGGUCAACAAGUUGUCUAUAAAGAGUGUCCCGAAGAGCCUGGAGAACGCAGUAGAUUGUGGAAAGAAGCAGACAUUCGUCAUGUGUUGACAGAAGGCACAGGAACUAAUAAGGUUGAAGGCAUGAUGCUCAACUUUCCUACAGAAGAGAUCCACUGUUGUGCUAAACCAUUUUUGAAAAUGACUAAUCUAAGAGUACUCAAGCUCUGUAAUGUUCAACUUUCAGAAGACCUUGAUUACAUUUCCAACAACUUACGUUUACUUGAUUGGAGAGGAUACCCUUUUAUAUCCUUACCACCAAAUUUGAAAUUGGACAAAAUUGUUGUGUUGAAAAUGGAUGAAAGUCGCAUUGAACAAAUGCCGCAGGGAAUCAAAGUAAGAUUAAUUCAAUUAAACUUUCCUAUUUUAUUUUUUAUGGAAUAUUUUAUGUCUUUUAUUGUUGAAUAAAUAUGGAAAAUUAAGAAAAGUACAUCUUUGUCUAACUUCUUUUCUUUUAACAGCCUUUCAACAAUUUGGAAUCCAUCAAUUUUAAUUACUGUGAGUACUUAAUCAAAAUACCAGAUUUAAUAUCAGUCCCAAAUCUCAAGGAAGUGUGUCUUUCUAGAUGUUACAUGUUGCGUGAGGUUCACCCAUCUUUGUUGGUUCACAAAAAGAUUACUUUGUUGGAUCUGAGUUGUUGUACAAGUCUUACAACUCUUCCAAACCGG
Messenger RNA from Pistacia vera, 2251 nucleotides. RefSeq names its product TMV resistance protein N-like. Gene Ontology annotation, biological process: signal transduction; defense response. The transcript is spliced from 3 exons. The record is from RefSeq and is a predicted model, not a curated record. Bases 54 to 1991 code for a protein of 645 amino acids. Gene Ontology annotation, molecular function: ADP binding. NCBI's taxonomy places the organism in Eukaryota, Viridiplantae, Streptophyta, Magnoliopsida, Sapindales, Anacardiaceae.